This is a messenger RNA of Hypoxylon trugodes, 1228 nucleotides long. Its product is annotated as UbiA prenyltransferase family-domain-containing protein. The transcript has a single exon. Lineage: Eukaryota; Fungi; Ascomycota; Sordariomycetes; Xylariales; Hypoxylaceae. Gene Ontology annotation, biological process: ubiquinone biosynthetic process. Gene Ontology annotation, molecular function: 4-hydroxybenzoate polyprenyltransferase activity. Gene Ontology annotation, cellular component: mitochondrial inner membrane. The coding region runs from base 113 to 1114 and encodes 333 amino acids. The record is from RefSeq and is a predicted model, not a curated record.
GCUCGGGGACAAGUAGCACACUUUAAGUUGCAAUAGGACUACCCUUUUUAAAUCCUUAACACGUGCCUCCCGGGGUCGGAACAUCCGUUUCCUGCUCAGUCGAGAUCACGAUAUGGAUGCAAAGCAGGCAAACGGGGGGAUUCGGCCCAAUUCUAGCAACUUGGAGAAGGAUUCCGCAAUUCUAUAUGCUGGGGGUGACCGGCCAAGCUGGGUGGACUACAUACCUACAAAAUGGCGUCCGUACAUUCAACUCUCACGCCUCAAUUUUGCAGCACCAGUGCUGCUUGUCUACCUCCCUCAUUUCUAUGGAGUAAUGCAUACGGCUAUCGUACACAGACACGACUACCGUAUUCAAGACGUCGUCUAUGUGUGUAUACUGCUUCUCGGGGGAAGCUUCUUCUAUUCCAAUGCAGCUCACGCCUGGGACGAUAUUGUAGACGUGCCCCUCGACAGGAAGAUGGAACGCACCAAGAAUCGACCUAUUGCUAGGGGCGCCAUCACCACCAAGGCGGCAUUUGUGUUCACAGUGGCGCAGGCUCUAAUGGCAGCGAGUUUCUUAUUAUUGCUGCCUCCAGCUGCGGCUAUGAGCGCGGUCCCGUCGGUUUUAACGGCUACAUAUUACCCAUAUGCCAAAAGACAUACCUACUUGCCUCAAGUGGUCCUUGGAUUUUGUCUGGCCUGGGGUGUGGUAACGGGAAGCGCGAGCUUGGGUCUGAAGCAACCUUGGGACAGCCGGCCCAGGAUGUGUCUUGUGCUAGCCUGUACUAUUUGGACCGUGAUUUACGACACAAUUUAUGCGCACAUCGACGUUCCUGAGGAUCUCAGGCUCGGCCUCAAAAGCACCGCUGUCCUAUUUAGACAUCAUCUGAAGUCUUUCCUGUGGUCGCUUCUGGGUUGUAUGGCUGUAUUACUUCACUGUUGUGGAGUUCUCUCUGAUCUCGGUUUGUUAUAUUUUAUCAUUGCUGAAGGGAGCAGUAUAGUAUACAUAGGUCUUAUGAUAUACAGAGUGGAGUUGAAUAGCGAAACCAGCUGUUAUCGAUGGUUCUCCAUGGGCUUCUGGGUGCCUGGUUUCGCUAUAGCUUUUGGGUUAAUUGGCGAGUACCUGCUUGGUUGACGCCUUAUCUGAAGCACUUGGACAAGGAUACUAGUCCUGGCAACAGCACCGCGAAGUUCUACCUAGGCACAACUUGAGGGGAACAAUUCCAGGUCAGCCCAUGCGCGCAACACG